This is a messenger RNA of Triplophysa rosa, 2566 nucleotides long. RefSeq names its product retinal G protein coupled receptor a (gene rgra). The record is from RefSeq and is a predicted model, not a curated record. Gene Ontology annotation, molecular function: G protein-coupled receptor activity. NCBI's taxonomy places the organism in Eukaryota, Metazoa, Chordata, Actinopteri, Cypriniformes, Nemacheilidae. Bases 277 to 1164 code for a protein of 295 amino acids. The transcript is spliced from 7 exons. Gene Ontology annotation, biological process: visual perception; phototransduction; G protein-coupled receptor signaling pathway. Gene Ontology annotation, cellular component: membrane.
CCCGACACACAAAGGCUUGUUGUGUAACUGAAUGAGCGCUUUACUGUCGCCCUGCGUAAAUACGUAUUGUGGCAGGAGUUAUGUUCAUUAAGACAUUCUUUCGCGGAUUGUGGCGAAGAGAGAGAAUCUUUACAUAAUUGCGUUUAUGCCUUUUCACGUGAAAUGCUCCUUUAAAAUAAGGUUUCGUUUAAAUACACCUAGAUACAGCGAGGGCGAGCGGACUGUGAAGGCGCACUCUGGUUUCUGCACAGUUAGCGCCACACAUUACAUACAAAAAUGGUUACGUCGUAUCCUUUACCGAAGGGAUUUUCCGAUUUCGAUGUGUUCUCCCUUGGAUCUUGCCUGCUCGUGGAGGGUCUCCUCGGUUUCUUCCUGAAUGCCGUGACCGUAGUUGCUUUUCUUAAAAUAAGAGAAUUACGGACCCCGAGUAAUUUUCUUGUCUUCAGCCUGGCUUUGGCAGAUAUGGGGAUUUCUAUGAACGCCACCGUUGCAGCCUUCUCCAGCUUUUUAAGAUACUGGCCUUAUGGAUCAGAUGGAUGCCAGACCCAUGGCUUCCAAGGUUUUCUGACCGCACUUGCCAGCAUACACUUCAUCGCAGCCAUUGCUUGGGACAGAUACCAUCAGUAUUGUACCAGGACAAAGUUGCAGUGGAGCGGUGCUAUCAGCCUGGUCAUUUUCAUCUGGUUGUUCACUGCCUUCUGGUCUGCCAUGCCUCUGAUUGGCUGGGGAGAAUAUGACUAUGAGCCGCUGGGGACCUGCUGCACUCUGGACUACAGCAAGGGUGACAGGAACUAUGUAUCUUACCUGAUCCCCAUGUCCAUCUUCAACAUGGGCAUUCAGGUAUUUGUUGUGCUGUCUUCCUACCAGUACAUUGAUAAGAAGUUCAAGAAGACUGGCCAGGCCAAGUUCAACUGCAGCACUCCUUUGAAGACUAUGCUGUUUUGCUGGGGACCUUAUGGUGUCCUGGCCUUCUAUGCUGCUGUGCAGAAUGCUACCCUUGUCUCUCCUAAACUAAGAAUGAUCGCUCCCAUCUUGGCCAAGACAUCACCUACGUUCAAUGUCUUUGUUUACGCUCUUGGAAAUGAAAACUACAGAGGAGGAAUCUGGCAGUUGCUCACUGGUCAAAAGAUUGAGUCUCCUGCUAUUGAGAACAAUUCCAAAUAAACUAACCACCUAAUCAUUCAUUUAAUGUCCUGGUACUGUAGUUUUUAACAGGUAUUGACAUCUUUGCUUAUGUCAUUUUUGGUGUAUAUUUAUGUGCCUCAGAUGUGCUGAGCAUUUGUGGUGUGUUAUAUUUAAUAUGACAAUUUCAAGGAGUGAAAAUGUCUAGGUUGACAUUUUGACAAAGCACAUACAGCAGGCUGCUCCUAAUGAAUAUUUAACUGAACAGGGUCCAAUUUUAUAACUUGUUAGAAGAGAAUUUGUGGCUACUUUUCAAUAUGAGUUAAGCUACUGUCAAAGUCAAAGAUCAUAUCAUCUAAGGUAUAAGGUUUCUGGUAAACUGUAUUAUUGCUUUUAUACAUUAAAUUACAUUUGAAAAUGUGACAGCAGCCACUAAAAUUAAAUAAACUAAACUAAACCUAAUUCUACCAUCACCAUGUAAAUUUAUUUUAGUUAUGUUGUCCAGAAUGUAAAGUUUAACAAUACAAUACGGUUAGGAACUGAAGUGUAUGUUUUUCCAUAGGUGGAAAUGAUUUCCUACGAGAGAAGGACUACAUCAAUCUUUUGAGACUGAAUUAGGCAAGCAACAUCAUCUAAUCUCAGUAACACUGGAGCUUUUUAUGAAAACACAUUCCCCAGUGCACGAGAUUAGCAAAAAGGAAAAGAUUACGCAGGAGACGCUUUAAUUGGAAAUGUUCUCAUGCCAGCGUUCUUGUUUUCCUCAUGCACAUUCUCUCUCCAUUUCAACAUUAAAUCAUGUUGAUUCUUAAACAAUCUAAACAAAAAGUCAUUUCUUUACGCAGGGACACUGUAUAAAUAGGCUACUAGAAAAAUGAACAUACACUCAAAAGCUAAAUAUAGCAUCUGGCCAGAGUAGUUCACCAAACAUUUAUUUUGAACACAUUUGUUCUGCUGAACAAAUACUACACUAUAUAGGGAAGUAUUUAAAUGAAAUCCAUAAAAAAUUGCAAUUGCAAACACAACAUCACACUAUUACAAAUAUUAAAUUGUCCUUCUUGCUUCUCUGUGCUGAAGUUCUGACACAUCUAUGUUUGUGAUGUUUAGUGUAAUGUAUAUCCUGACUGCAAACUCUAUAAUACUGUAUAAACAAUGUGGCAUUUCAGAAAUGCUUGACCGUUAACAAUCCAUAAAAAUUGUACCCAAAUUAUUGUAUUUUGUGUCACAGACAAUAGAGAUGUAAUGUUUGAGUGCAAUUCUGUACCACAACACUUAUUGUUCCGUUCAAUUUGUUGUCUUGUUAAAAAGUCUACUUCAGGUCAACUUUCUCAAGUGCACUUUAUCUUGUGAAUGAUGUGCAACAUCUGUUCAGUGCAUACAUUGUCAACCAAAGUCAAUUGUUAUCACCCAAGAGGCAAGACAGUUAAAUAAACAUUGCUGGACACGU